AUGGUAAGACAUUUCGGGACUCUAACGCGGCAGGUGAGAAGCCUCUCGACUGCCUUUCUUGGUCCCCUCCCGUUACUGCCGUCCCGCUUUCCUCCUCGUCCUUCAACAGGUCACCAGGCCAAUCUGUGCACAACCGGGUCCUCGUCCUUCAACAGGUCGCCAGGCCAAUCCGUGCACAACCGGGGUAAGACAGCCGGGUCAGGCGGAGCAAGCCGAGGGGUUGCUGCUGCUGCUGGUGCUGGCGCUUCUGAAACAUGGUUGCCCGAGAGUGCAUUCCCCAGUGGUGCCCCCACCGCUUCCCCCUCAAGUGCUGGAGCUCCCAUGGGUGCUGCUACUGCUGAUGGCAAUGGGUGCUCUGGUGUUGGGAGCGGUGGUAUUGGCAGCGCUGCAGGGGUGGGGUUAGGAGGUACGAGAGGCGGAGGGGGGGACGUAGCAGUGGAAUGGGGGGGGAGAGGCGAGGAGACAGGCAGGGGGUUGAGCUUGAGAGAGGAAGAUUCGGCGCCGCUGCUGCCCAAGCGGCUGCACUUUGAACAGCUGUCAGCCCCAUCCCCAGUCCCGGCUGCUACGGAGUUGGAGAAGCCGUUGAGGAGGAGGAGGUGCAGGGCGUGCAUGGCAGCGUGGGAUAUGCUAGUGCUGACGGUGGUCAUUCUUCUCAUCACGUUCAUUAUUGUUGGCGGCAUCCUCACCACCUUCCCCGUCAUCUGUCCCCUCCACCCUCCCUUCUCCCACCGCUACCCCCCUCCGCCUCGUCUCCUCCCCGUGCCGCUCCCCUUCCUCCUGCACGCCCUCAUCACGCUCCUCCUCUCCCUCCAAACCGUCUUCAACUUCCUCUGCUCCGCUCUCCUCCCCGCCGGCCCAGUCACCCGUGUUGCUUUCGGCUCUGCAGACAUGCCAACUGUAUCAGCAGGCUCGUUUGACGGCUGGCAGUUGUGCCGCCGCUGCGACCCGCCCCGAGCCAAGCCCCCGGCGCCCACCACUGCAGCAGCUGUGGCACGUGUGUUAUGGACAUGGACCAUCACUGCCCCUUCAUCGGCAACUGUGUGGGUCGGGCCAAUCAGAGGCAUUUCCUGCUCUUCCUCCUCUCCACCAUCAUCAGUUGCACCUAUGUCGCCCUCAUGA
Closterium sp. Naga37s-1 is the source of this 1119-nucleotide messenger RNA. The record is from the annotation of a GenBank genome assembly. Lineage: Eukaryota; Viridiplantae; Streptophyta; Zygnematophyceae; Desmidiales; Closteriaceae.